Messenger RNA from Eurypyga helias (sunbittern), 5628 nucleotides. RefSeq names its product listerin E3 ubiquitin protein ligase 1 (gene LTN1). Gene Ontology annotation, molecular function: zinc ion binding; ubiquitin protein ligase activity; ribosomal large subunit binding. Gene Ontology annotation, biological process: ribosome-associated ubiquitin-dependent protein catabolic process; rescue of stalled cytosolic ribosome. NCBI's taxonomy places the organism in Eukaryota, Metazoa, Chordata, Aves, Eurypygiformes, Eurypygidae. The record is from RefSeq and is a predicted model, not a curated record. Bases 151 to 5253 code for a protein of 1700 amino acids. Gene Ontology annotation, cellular component: RQC complex; cytosol. The transcript has 29 exons.
AGCAGCGGCCGAGCUGCAGAGCUCCUCGCCAAAGAACGUGGAACAGUGCCGGGCUUUAUUGGAUUCGGAACAUCUCAGAGUGAUCUAGGAUAUGUUCCCGCAGUUCAAGGGGCGGAGGAAAUAGACAGCCUUGUGGAUGCUGAUUUCCGAAUGGUGUUGCGAAAACUUUCUAAAAGGGAUAUCACAACAAAAUUAAAAGCUAUGCAGGAGUUUGGGACAAUGUGCAAGGAAAGAGAAGCAGAAAUUGUUAAAGGCGUUCUUCCUUACUGGCCAAGAAUUUAUUGUAAAAUCUCAAUAGAUCAUGAUCGCCGUGUUCGAGAAGCAACUCAGCAAUCGUUUGAGCAACUGAUUCUUAAAGUAAAGAAACACUUAGCUCCUUACUUAAAAAGUAUCAUGGGUUACUGGCUGAUUGCCCAGUGUGACACUUACUCCCCUGCUGCUUCUGCUGCAAAAGUAGCUUUUGAAAAAGCUUUUCCAUCAAGCAAGCAACCUGAAGCCUUAGCAUUCUGUAAAGAUGAAAUUCUUAAUGUACUUCAAGACCACCUUCUGAAAGAAACACCUGAUACACUCAGUGACCCCCAAACUGUACCAGAGGAAGAAAGGGAAGCCAAAUUUUUCCGGAUUCUGACCUGCUCCUUGUUAGCUUUAAAGAAGUUGCUUAGCAUGUUGCCAAAAAAAGAAAUGGAUUCAUUGGAGGAAAAGUUAACGUCACUUCUGUCCCAAAACAAAUUUUGGAAAUACAGCAAACACAGCAUACCACAGGUUCGCUCAGCUUUCUUUGAGCUGGCUUCUGCUUUUUGCCAGUACUUGCCUGAGCUGGUGAAAACUGAAGCACCAAGGGUUUGUCCUGCUGUUCUUCUCAGCAUUGACGACAGUGAUGCAGUGGUGUGCCCUGCUCUUUGGGAAGCUGUACUUUAUGCUAUUGCCACUAUUGAGGACUGUUGGAGUCAUGUAAAUGCUAAAAAGGGAGUUCUACCAAAGCUGUGGGCAGUGCUUCGAGAAGGUGGACGAGGACUAGCUACAGUUAUAUACCCAAAUCUCUUGCCAUUCAUUAGCAAGGUGCCUCCUGGCAUUGCAGAGCCAAAGCUGGAAUUUUUCAGAACUUUUUUCAGCUCUAUCAUUCAAGGGUUGUCAAGUGAGCGAGCAAUAGCCAGCCCUUCAGAAAGUUCAGCAAUUAUAACUGCAUUUAUGGAAUGUCUGCGCUUUGCCGUACUGCAGGAAGUGGCUGAAGAAGAUGGCCAAAGACAAAUUCAUCAAAUGCUUAUAUAUGACCAGCUGAUUCCUCUUACUGAUGCUGUAGUUAAGGAGCCCAGGUUACAAAACGGACCGUUAUUUUAUCAAAUAGCAGAAACACUGGGCUCUUGGGAAGCUAAAGCAGAACUCUCCAACCAUGAUGGCACAGAUCAAGUUUUCCACAAACUGUUGUCAGAUUUUUGGGACCAUCUUUUAAAAAUGUGUGUACUUCAUAUUGAUACGUUGGAUGCUGAUGAGAAAUCACUGCUUGCAAUAUCUGGUAUGCUAGAAAUUCUUCACAAUCCAAAGAGUGCUACAAAAUCAAACAACAGAAAAUCUCUAAAAAUCAGGUUUACAGAUGAGGGUGAACCUGAAAGAAACACAGAGAAUGGAAAGCUCACAGAAGUGAGAAGCAGGGAUUCUGAAAUGCAGGCUGACUUGCACCAUAGUUCAGUCCUAAGGAAAGGACCUUUAGAGAAUUUAGUCUGCAACCUUGCUGAACUGAGUAUAGUGUAUGUCAACAUACAGAAGUCAGAACAGCAUUUGAAAUUUCUCUCUGCCCUGCUCAACUCUUUUUCUUCAAACAGAGUUUUUCAAGUACUUUUAGAGCAGGGAAAUGAUGCAAGCUCUGCUCAAGCUGAACCCCAGAAAGGAAUUAAAGCUCGUCGUGAAAGUCCAUCUGUAGAAUUUCUGUAUAUGAACUUAAUACCUUGGCUGAAAGAAGACUGGAGGAAAGACACUCAGUGUCUGGUUGAUAUUUUGUACAGUGUGCUUAAUUGUUGCAACAGUAACGAUGAAAGGAAAAUCAUUCUUGAUGAUUUAACCAAGAUGGAUCUGAAAUGGAUUAUUUUUCUCCAGAUAAUUCAGAAGGCAUGCUCAAGCACAACAAAACUUUCCUUAGUCUCUGACUGGCUGAAAGGAGAUACACUUGGAGAAAGACUUGUAAUGCUGGCAGAGGAUCUGUGUCACCUGGGUUUAAAACCUGUAGCGGCCUCAUCAGAAUCAUCCUCUUCAGAAAGGUGGACCCUCUUGAGCUUAGUGUUCUCGCAACACAUUAAAAACGAAUCUUUGAUUGGUGAAGCUUUUGUUGAAAGGAUUAUUGAUAAACUUCAAGCAGCCCUAUCUAAAGCUAAGGAUCUUUCUGAAGCUGGAAAUACUGAACCAUCAGUAUCUUUCAUCUGUGACGUAGCCUCAAGCUUUUUCAGCUCUGUUAAAGGGUGUUUACUGAUGCCAUCCUCAGAAGAUUUACUGCUUACCAUCUUCCAGUUGUGUGCUCAGAGGCAGGAUGCUACGCACCUAACAGAUUUACUUGUAUGUAAAUUAAAACACACUUGGAUGUCUGGUGUGAAUUCACUUGUGUGUCAGCUUCGGAGUAUGCAGAAACAGAGUGCCUUUUUGCAUAAAUCUGCACUGUGGGUCAAGACACAAAUUCAGUCUUCCUCUUUGGAUGUGAAAAGCCUUCAGGUUUUGAUCUCUGCAGUUAGUGAUUUGCUGUCUAAGCUUAUGGAAGCUGAGGGCCCGACUGGAUAUCUGGUGGGAACUUAUGUUGAGCAUGUCACGCCAAACAAAAUGGAGUGGGGGAGAUUGCGUGAAUCUCUAUCCACUGAGUGGAUGCACAAGCCACUGUUGGAAGGAAGACUUAGCAUGAAUUGCGAACCUUUGGGAUCGUGUGUCGAGCUGUGCGGCACAACUAAACUUCCAGGCCACCUAUGUACUUCCGCCUUAUUAAGUAAAAUGGUACUGCUUGUGUUGGAAAAUGGUCUUUUUUUUAUAAACAACCACCUUGUUUCACUAGUUGCAGAGCUGUUGUACUCAUUACAAUGGAUUGAAGAGUUGGAGAGUCCUCCUCAUCUGCUUUUGGAGUAUCUGUGUAUGUUAGAGGAAAUGCACAUCACGUAUGAGAAGUUCAGUACGCUUAGUAAUAAUACAGCUAGCCUUCAGCAAACAAUAUUUGAUAGAUCGGAGGAACAUGGAAGACUCUGGUCCUUAACCAUGGCUAAAGUGAUUCGUGUGGAAAACACUGUGUCCUGUGAGAUGAAACAACUUUUUAAGACAACAGAAGGGUUUCUGCCAUUAACAGAGGGCAAAUUGCAUACACUUCAGUGUCUCUCACCUUUUUUAAUUGAGGAAGAGAAGAAAGAACUUGUCUUCCACUGCGUGGCCAAACUGAUGACAUGCACGCAGACAGAGCUUUCCAGUACAGAUGGAGCAUUUGGGUGUCUUUCCAUUUUGAACUCCUGCUUGAAUGAUAGAAGUAUUGAUUGUGAUCAUCUGCUCCCUGGAAUACUAAAAAUCAUAAUGUCUUGGAAAAAUGAUAAUGAGGAGAGUUUUCUCUUUAGCUGCAGUCUGAAAGAAACAAGUGCUCGGUUGCUUGGUUUCAACAUAGAGAUGAUCCGUUACCUUCCCUUGUUGCUGAAGUAUUCCACAGCUCCUUUGGCAGAUAAUGAGUGGGACUUUAUCAUGUGCUCCAUGCUGGCUUGGUUAGAGACAACAAGCGAAAACCAUUCGCUUUAUCGUGUCCCGCUUGUGCAGAUUUUUGCUUGUGUCAGUUGUGACUUGGCAUCUGCCCUUAGUGCUUACUUUGAAGCUGCAGCUCCUGAAACUACUGAAAACCUUCCUGUGAACUUGAUCAGUGAAUGGAAAGAAUUCUUUUCUGAAGGAAUUCACAAUUUGCUGUUACCUUUGUUGGUGAAAGUCACAGGAGAAACAAAAAAUGCCUCUGAAGGCUCCUUUCAGAACUCUGUGUUAACAUCUUUGGGUGAAGCUCUGACCUACAUUUCGAAGGACCAAUUGUUAAACCAUAAGUUGCCAGCGAAGUUUGUUGCAGGCCAGAAGACAAAUCUUCCAGAUAAACUCCAGACUCUACUCAAUACGCUGUGUCCAUUGUUGCUUUUCCGGGCUAGGCCUGUACAGAUUUCUGUCUACAGUAUGUUGUAUAAAUUAAUGCCUGAAUUGCCUAAAUUUGAUGAUGAAGAUCUCAAAUCCUAUGGUGAUGAAGAGGAGGAAUUGGCAUUGUCACCUCCAGCAGCUCUUAUGGCUGUCUUGGCUACUCAAGAACUCUUGCUAGAAAACAUCCUGGAAUGUAUUCCAGUUGGAGAAUUUGCAGUUAUUCAGCCCCUGAGUGAUGAGUUCUGCCUUGUUCUAGGAUAUCUUCUCACUUGGAAGUUAACAUUAGCUUUCUUCAAAGCAGCUUCCUCUCAGCUGCGAGUUCUCUACUCACAAUACCUUAGAAGAACUAAAAGCUUGAAUAAACUGCUUUAUCACUUGUUCAGGCUUAUGCCUGAAAACCCUGUCUUUUCUGGGCCAGCUUCGGAAGGUCCAAAUAAGGACACAAAAACCUUCUUUACUGAAGAGCUUCGUUUAGAUGUUAAAGGGACAGGAGUCCUGUCAUCCCAGAUUCCACACUUGGCCUGCUCCGUGUAUCAUAUAACGCUGAAAGACUUGCCAGCCAUGGUCAGGCUUUGGUGGAACAGCUGUGAGAAACGAGUCUUCAACGUUGUAGACAAAUUUACAAGCAAAUAUGUCAGCAGUGUGCUUUCCUCGCAGGAAAUAUCUUCUGUUCAGACUAGCACGCAGUUGUUUAAUGGCAUGACGGUAAAAGCUCGGUCUGCUGCACGGGAAGUCAUUGCUACCUAUUCAGUUGAUGAUAUAUUUAUUGAACUAAUAAUACAGCUUCCAUCAAAUUACCCACUGGGAUCCAUAACAGUUGAAAGUGGAAAGAGGGUUGGUGUGGCUGUACAGCAGUGGCGCAAUUGGAUGCUGCAGUUAAGCACAUAUCUUACCCAUCAGAAUGGAAGUAUUAUGGAAGGCUUGUCUUUGUGGAAAAAUAAUGUGGAUAAACGUUUUGAGGGCAUUGAAGACUGCAUGAUCUGUUUUUCAGUCAUUCAUGGUUCCAACUAUUCUCUUCCCAAAAAAGCUUGCAGAACAUGCAAGAAAAAGUUUCAUUCAGCUUGCUUGUACAAGUGGUUCACAUCCAGCAACAAAUCCACCUGUCCACUCUGUCGAGAGACAUUUUUCUGAAAUAAAAGUCUUUCUGUGAGCUAAAGAAUAAAUGAAGAGGAGGCAAUAAACUCUAUGUUGAAUGAAGCUAACUACUUGGAAAUAGUGUCAGUUACGUUAAGUUCUUGACUAGCUGGAUAUGACACAUAUUUACCUCUGGACUGUUUUGUAAGCUUGGAGAUUCUUUGAUAUAAAGAGAUAUAUAAGAAUAAUUUAUUUUAAUUUGUAUAUUCUUAAGGUAUUGAGGUAUGUUAACAAAUCAGAAAUAAUGUAGUUACAUCUGAAAAGUGGUGUUUAAGCCAUGGCACAGUGGAUUAAAACCUCUUAUUUUAGAUACAUUGUAACACGGUGUUAUGCGCUUAACCAAGAUCAUGCCUCUUGAUGUAAGAGUUGGAU